UCCCUGCCCCUAGGCGGGGCGCUGCCUCCUCACCCGCCUCCUCCUGGCUGCGGGGGAAGCGGCGGGGCCGGGGCUGCCUCUGCCUCCUCGGGAGCGGCGCCGUGCGUGCUGCUUGGAGGUUCCAGAAAUCGCCUGCCUGCAGGAAACAUGAGGUCACAGUACGUCACAGCGCCUGCUUUAACUGUCUUAAUGUUUUUAUUAUGGAUUCAGCCAUCAACAAGCUGCAAUAAGGCCCUCUGUGCAAGUGAUGUCAGUAAAUGUCUAAUCCAGGAGUUGUGUCAGUGCCGACCUGGUGAAGGAAACUGUUCCUGUUGUAAGGAGUGCAUGCUCUGUCUAGGCACGCUGUGGGAUGAGUGCUGUGACUGUGUCGGUAUGUGCAAUCCUCGCAAUUACAGUGACACACCUCCGACUUCCAAGAGCACUGUGGAAGAGUUGCAUGAACCAAUACCUUCCCUCUUCCGGGCACUCACAGAAGGGGACACACAGCUGAACUGGAAUAUUGUUUCCUUCCCUGUAGCAGAAGAACUGUCACAUCAUGAGAAUCUAGUUUCAUUUUUAGAAACAGUGAGCCAGCCGCAGCACCAGAAUGUGUCUGUUCCAAAUAACAAUGUCCAUGCACCAUACUCCAGUGACAAAGAACACAUGUGCACUGUGGUCUAUUUUGAUGACUGCAUGUCAAUACAUCAGUGCAAGAUCUCUUGUGAGUCCAUGGGAGCAUCCAAAUACCGCUGGUUUCACAAUGCCUGCUGUGAGUGUAUUGGGCCAGAAUGUAUAGACUAUGGCAGUAAAACUGUAAAAUGUAUGAACUGCAUGUUUUGAAGCAGACAAGUUGUAUAAUAGUAGUCUGGAGGCCAAAGUAAUCUUUCUUAAUUAAAGAGAAGAGGAUUUCAAGUAUUUAAUGGGUGGGAUAGGUACUGGUUGCUACUAGAUAUCAGAUUUGAGAAAAGAUGUAAAAAAAUUUAAAACAACUUCAAAAUUUGAAACACACCAUUUUUGUUUUUUAACUCGUGUAAAUAAUGCUGAUUAGCAAACAUUUCAUUUGUUAAGUUUAUUCUCAGUUGAAGAGGACAGCCAUGCUCAUGCUUACUAUCCUGGUUGUUUUGCUUUGAUUUGAAUGUAUCAUCUAUAUUGGUUUUCACAGUAUAACAUUGUAGUUAGUAAAUUAGAAUAGUGAAACCUCAAGGAAAUAGCAACCAGAUUCCCAUCAUUUAAGUUCCAUCAAUGCUCAAACGCAUAAUGCUUGCACGUUUGUUUUUAUUACUCUCCACAAUAAGGCUGAUGUGGUUUAUGGUCAUAUACCAGCGGCUGAGACUCCUGUUGUGAAAAGGAUGUUUUAAAAAAUGAAAGCGAGAAAUUGGGGUAAUUCUUUUUCUUUGGCUUUUAAACAUUAGAUUUAACAGAUAAUAUGGAAGCUUCUUAGGAGGCCUCCCACCACAAUAUGCGAUACCAGCCCUCCUAGUGUCAUCUGCCUCCAUUCUUGUAAUUAGGCAAGUGAUUACCUUGUAUAAAGGAAUGGUGUUCUCCUAGGUUCUCUUAUGAACCAAAACAAAUCUGUUAAGUUUAGUUGCAUCCAUUUCCUAAUGCACCCCUUUUUUUCUGGGUUAUUUUUUAUCCCUGGAAUCUCAGUGCAGUGCUAGAAAUGGAAGACUGCAAUGAACUGAAAGAUGGUUUAAAAAUAGGAAUGAAAUUGCAGAUCCUUGGGAGCUCAGUGGAUUUAUUGGUUGACAGUUGACAUUACUGCACCUGGUAAUACUAUGUGCAGCAUUUUUUUUUCUACAGGUUUGUUUGGUUUUGUUUUGAUUUAUUCUUAUGAGUAGAAAUGUCAUGAUGGGGCAAGAAGUAUCCUUGAAAAUAAAUGAGGAUGCUCUGACUGCAGAACAUUUUGUCCACUUCUGUGAGUCAUAUUUUAAUAUGUGGAAGAGUUAAGUACAAGGCAGUUACUAUGGUACAAAUAUUUUUUUUAGUGAUAAAGAAUAAAAUCAGAGUAGAUAGUGAUUCACUAGAAACUCAAAAUGAUGUUAAUAAUCCUGACUUUUUAAGGUUGCUAAUAUGAAUAGUCAAAUCCAUAACUAUGUGUGUUUCCCCAACUCAGUUUAAUCUUUAUAGGUAAAGUGCCUUCUACUUGCACAUUCCUAUGUCAUGUACUAAUAAGAGCAGUUAUUUUGAACUUGCAUUUUAUUUGAAAAGUUUAUUUGGGAGUCUUUAGUUCUCAAUAUUAAGCUCAAGAUGAAGCAAAAAAUGACUGCUCUUGCGGAGGAAAGUUACUCUCUUUCAGCUCUUUUCUAGAUAUGCAGAACUGUAUGAAAGUUGAUGGUUUGCUUAGAAAAUUUUAAACUGGAGGAUAAUAAAGUAGAGAGAAUUUUAAAAGAGUUUUUUUUAUAGUUCUGUUUUUCUUCCUGGGAAUAGCAACAAUAAGAUUAAAAUGAAGGAACUUUCCCUUCAGUUGCCUUAUAUUUUGACAGUUUAUAACUUGCAUUUUUUAUAUGUGAACUUAUUACAGUGAUUGAGGAGAGAGGAUGCACUUGUCUAAUACUAUGACUUUUUGUCUUUUGCUUGAAGAGUAUAUGUUGCCUCUGAUCAAGAUACAAAACAUGCUAGUGUCCUUGCAAAAAAGUGGAAGUUUUGAGUUGUUAGACUAUUUGUAAUGUUAAUCAAUAUGUUUCAGCAUCUUAAGACAAAUUCAGAAUGAUUUUCUGUUUAGAAGCCUGUUGCCAUGGAUUUAUGACAUUACUAUCACUUACAUGGUUAUGAUUUUACUGUAAAAUCCAGUGGGAAGGUUGGCUGGGUUGUCUGGAGGAAGGGUUGAAACGAAUUUUGUUUAAAAUUAACAAACAUCCAGAAAAAGCCAUGGAAAAAACACAAACAUUAUGCAAAAUACCCUGAAAGCUUUACUGAGUGAGGACAACACACUUUAAAUAGGAUUUGCUUUAUUUUCGUAAUUCAUGAUGCUCUCUGGAGAGUCUAUGCUGUAAAUUGUAUAUGAUCUACAGCAGUAUCCAGUGUAUUUUCUUAUAUUAUACUUGUUUACAAAAUUAUUUUAAUAAAGAGACUUUACUGA
This is a messenger RNA of Alligator mississippiensis (American alligator), 3058 nucleotides long. RefSeq names its product twisted gastrulation BMP signaling modulator 1 (gene TWSG1). NCBI's taxonomy places the organism in Eukaryota, Metazoa, Chordata, Crocodylia, Alligatoridae. Bases 148 to 819 code for a protein of 223 amino acids. The record is from RefSeq and is a predicted model, not a curated record. The transcript is spliced from 5 exons. Gene Ontology annotation, biological process: regulation of BMP signaling pathway.